Messenger RNA from Podarcis lilfordi (Lilford's wall lizard), 1713 nucleotides. The record is from the annotation of a GenBank genome assembly. NCBI's taxonomy places the organism in Eukaryota, Metazoa, Chordata, Lepidosauria, Squamata, Lacertidae.
AUGGAAAUACUUCUCAACCUCAGGCAAGUUAUGUUUAUUUCCUUAUAUCUCUGUGCAUGCGUAGCAAUGUGUGAGUCCUUCCUCUACUCAGUGCCAGAAGAAAAGAAAAGUGGGUCUCUGGUAGCGAAUGUGCUGAAGGAUUUGAGAAUGGAUGCAAAGGAGCUGUCUGCUCGGAGAGCCCGGCUGGUUUCUAAGAGCUCCAAGCAGUAUUUCCAGCUGGAUCCUCAUUCUGGGGAUGUGACAGUAAAGGAUAAAAUAGAUCGGGAGUCCCUGUGUGGUCAGAAUGAACCUUGUGUUCUACUGUCUGAAAUUGUGCUGGAAAAGCCAUUGCAGCUACACAGAAUUGAAGUUCAGGUAGAGGACGUGAAUGAUAAUUCCCCCAAAUUCUCUAAAAAUCAAUUUCUUCUUGAAAUACCUGAGCAGACUCCUGUGGAUAUCAGAUUUCCUUUGGAAAGAGCAGAAGACUCAGACAAAGGAAAAAAUGCUGUUCAGAACUACACCCUUAGUCCUAAUGAACAUUUUAGGCUGGAUGUGCAAAGUCACAGUGAUGGUAGCAAACAUGCGGAAUUGGUGUUAGAGAAACCGCUAGACCGUGAGGAGAAUCCACAGAUUUCCCUUAUUCUGUCAGCAGUUGAUGGGGGGAUCCCCAAAAGAACUGGAACAGCACAAAUAAUCAUUGAUGUUCUGGAUAACAAUGAUAACUUGCCUCAGUUUCCACAACUUGAGUACAAAGUGAAACUAAAGGAAAAUAGCCCAUUGGAUACACUAGUCACAAAAGUGGAAGCCACUGACAGGGAUUUUGGUUCCAAUGCUCACAUCACUUACUAUUUCAGCCAAGUGUCAGAAAAUGUGUUGAGAUUGUUCAAGUUAAAUAAACACAUUGGAGAACUUACUGUUACAGGGACAAUUGAUUAUGAAGAAAGCUCAAAUUAUGUAAUGAAAAUCAGAGCUACAGAUGGAGGGGGACUUUCUGCUCACUGUAAAGUCAUUGUAGAGAUUGAGGAUGAGAACGACAAUGCUCCAGAGAUUACCAUCACUUCCAUCACCAGUCCCUUACCUGAAGACUCUUCCCCAGACACAGUGGUGGCCCUCUUCAGUGUCACAGAUGUGGACUCUGGAGACAGUGGCAGAACUGCCUGCACCACUGAAGUCAACCUGCCAUUUGUGCUCAAACCCACCGAGAACAACUAUUACCAGCUGGUGACCCAACAACCGCUGGACAGAGAAAAAGCCAGUGAAUAUAACAUUACUAUCACAGCCACGGACAGGGGCUCUCCCAGACUCACUUCCACAAGAAUACUUCAUGUUGAAGUGUCAGAUGUCAAUGACAACCCUCCAGUGUUUGAAAAGCCAUUCUAUGAAAUGCAGUUAAGAGAAAACAAUAUUCCUGGUCUUCUGAUCGGUUUUGUCCAUGCUGUUGAUCUGGACACAGCGCAGAAUGCCAAAGUGACCUACUCGCUUUUGCCUGGGAAGGUCAAUGAUGGCCCCACAUCCUCUUACAUCUCCAUCAACUCUGAAACGGGGAACCUGUAUGCCAUCCGGUCUCUGGAUUAUGAGGAAGUACAAGAUUUCCAGGUGACGGUGAGGGCUGUGGAUUCAGGUUCCCCUCCACUGAGCUCAGAAGUUCCCAUCCGCGUUCAGGUCGUGGAUGAAAAUGACAAUGCCCCCUUCAUCCUCUACCCUCUCCAGAAUGGCACUUCCCCCCUCGACUGA